Cladocopium goreaui is the source of this 1692-nucleotide messenger RNA. Lineage: Eukaryota; Dinophyceae; Suessiales; Symbiodiniaceae. The record is from the annotation of a GenBank genome assembly.
AUGGUGGGUCCAUCUCCCCUCGCAGGUGAUGAAGUUCCAGCAGUGGUUCAAGAUGUUCUGAAAACCUAUGUUGCCCGGUCGGCAGACGCGGCCAUCCAACAGGCCAAAGGUGCUGGAGAUGUGGCAGUUUUGGGAAAAGAGAAAAUCAUAUUACAACAGCUAGGCAGUGUUCAUCCAACUCCUACGCGGCUGAGACGGAAAAGGAAAAAACCAAUCCUUCACCCAAUGCUGAGCAUCUGCGAUAUGGCAAAAUUUCUUUUGGAUUCAGAACGGUAUUCGGAAAAACUCCUUAACCAUCCGGUUUCAAGGGAAAGCGAUUGGACUGAAGAGUUGGUUAAGUUUUGGGAGAAAUGGCGAUGCUUGGAGCCCAACAACGAAGUCUUCAAAACCCAUUCAAAUGAGCUUGGUCAUUGUAUCCCUUGCAUGUUGCAUGGGGAUGAGGGGACUGGCCACCGUCGAAAACCAGUUCUUCAGCUCUCUUGGGGUUCGCUGCUACGGGUUGGAAAAAAUGCCUUGGAGAGAAUGUUUCUGAUUACCUCAUGUGCGCACAAAAUGUAUUCCAGGUUCAACAAGGGCUCUGUGGCUGGCAACAUUGUCAUUGACAAACUUUUGGAAGAGUGUGCAAAGUCUGCUUUCAAGGCUCACUCUGAUGGCAUUCAAACACGUUCUGGGCAAAGGUUUUUCCUGAUUUUUCUGGGUUUGGCUGGGGACCAUCCUUUUCAGACUAAAGCUUACAGGGCAACACGUGGACAUCUCAAAAAGGACAUUUGUCCCCAUUGUCAUGCAAACACUUACAGUGUGCCUUUCGAAGAUAUGUCUAGACAGGCAUUGUGGCGGGCAACAGUUUUCCAAUCGGUGCCGUGGAAGCGGGAUGUGGCCCCACCGCUGGCUUUGAUACCUGGAUCUAGCCACCCUGGUUUCAUACGUUGGGACUUGAUGCAUAUGUUGCCUCAUGGUUGCGCUAGAAAUUUUGCAGCUUCGAUUAUCUGUAUGCUGGCGGGGCCCAUGGAUAUUUUUGUGCCAAACAGUUUGGACGGCCGAGUUCGAAACAGCAAGGAACAUAGGCUUGAUGAAGCUUACACCCAUUUCCAAAGUUGGCUUGAUUGCAAGCAGAAACAUGUGCGAGAUAUGAAGGAGUUUACUGUCGACAACUUGGGCUGGAAACAAAACAGAGAUUACCCUGAAAUGACUUGCAAGGCGUCAGAUUGCAAUCUUAUCAUUCAAUGGUUGAUAGAUUUUCUCACAUCUGUACCUUUUGUGCUGUGCUGGGUGCUUCAAACAACCUUGGCUGGCCUUGAGGGUGUUGACGAGUUCAUGCGUUUGGCCUACACUGGUGACCGAAUUUUUUGGUGCCGUGAAAAACAACGCCGUGGCAAAUGUUGUUUGGGAACGUUUCUACAUGCCUACGUGGAGUUGCAGCUUUACUGGCAUAAGCGCAAUUGGACAUUGUUCAAAAUAGUUCCAAAGUCGCAUUUCUCAGCACAUUGGCAUGAAGAACUGGCAGAAGCAUUGGCAAAGGGUCAGGAGUUGGCUCUUAGCCCUGGUGCUUUCGCAACUCCGAUUCUUGAAGACUUCAUUGGUGUCGUUUCUCGCAUAUCGCGUACCGCACAUCCCAGCAGUGUUUCGCGCACAACCAUUCACAAGUAUUUGGUUGAGAUCCGCAAAGUAUGGGCACAGAGCUCAGGCAAAUAG